Molecule: messenger RNA, 1377 nt
Organism: Setaria italica (foxtail millet)
Lineage: Eukaryota; Viridiplantae; Streptophyta; Magnoliopsida; Poales; Poaceae
Product: very-long-chain 3-oxoacyl-CoA reductase 1
Exons: 3
Coding region: 106-1074 (322 amino acids)
Cellular component (GO): endoplasmic reticulum
Molecular function (GO): ketoreductase activity
Source: RefSeq, a predicted model, not a curated record
UCGCGCUCACCGUGCGCGCGUCACCAGCAGCCGUUUCCCCACCUCGCAACCACAUGCUUCGCUGAGCGGCAAGCACGGAGCCCGGCCGCCACCUUCCCCGUUCCAAUGGCCGGGGCAGCGUUCACCCACGCGCAACCAGCCUGGGCACUGGCACUCGCGGCGCUCGGCUUCCUCCUGACCGCGCGCGCCGCGUCGCGCCUCGCGCAGUGGCUGCACGCGGCGUUCCUCCGCCCCGCGAGGCCGCUGCGCCGCCGCUACGGCGCGUGGGCCGUCGUCACGGGUGCCACGGACGGGAUCGGCCGCGCGCUCGCGUUCCGCCUCGCCGCGACCGGGCUCGGGCUCGUCCUCGUGGGCCGCAGCCCCGAGAAGCUCGCCGCCGUCUCUGCUGAGAUCAAGAAGAGGCACCCGGGCGCCCAGGUCGUCCGCACCUUCGUGCUGGACUUCGCGGCCGAGGACCUCGCCGUCAAGGUGGGCGCGCUCGGGGAGCUCGUCCGGGGGCUCGACGUCGGCGUGCUCGUCAACAACGCCGGCGCGUGCUACCCGUACGCGCGCUACUUCCACGAGGUGGACGAGGCGCUCAUGUGGAACCUGAUACGGCUCAACGUCGAGGCCGUCACGAGGGUGACGCACGCGGUGCUCCCCGGCAUGGUGGAGCGCGGGCGGGGCGCCGUGGUGAACAUCGGGUCCGGCGCCUCCGCGAUUCUGCCGUCCGACCCGCUUUACACCGUCUACGCCGCCACCAAGGCCUAUAUCGAUCAGUUUUCAAGAUGCCUCUAUGUCGAGUACAGGAGCAAAGGCAUUGACGUGCAAUGCCAGGUACCAUUGUUAGUGGCCACAAAGAUGGCGUCCAUAAGGAACGCCUCCUUCUUCGCGCCGUCGCCGGAGACGUACGCCGCCGCCGCCGUCCGGUGCAUCGGGUACGAGCCGCGGUGCACGCCGUACUGGCCGCACGCGCUGCUGUGGCUCCUCAUCUCGCUCGUGCCCGAGCCCGUCGCUGACAGGUUGAUCCUCGGCGUGGCCCUCGACGUCCGCGCCAAGGGACGGGCCAAAGACACCCGGAAGAAGGCGCAGUGAUGAGAGCAGCUGGGUCUCAGGACUCAGGGAGUCACCAUGCAAGCAAUUCGUGCUGGCCUGGAGAUAAUGUCUUCGAAGCCUCCACCGAGAGAUCAUUUCGUAUUUGCCAUCUUCUAGUGUGUUGUGUGUUGAGAAUGUUGUUAGCAUGGCAGCUCUCGUCGUGCGACUGUGCGAGCUGUGCUCGUAGCCCCGUAAGAAAUAAGGUGACGGCAGCAGGUUCCAGUACCAAGUCAUUUCACGCGUGGCGUUAUUUGGAAAAGUAAAACAAGGAUGGAUAAAAAGAAAGGGAACAGAUGGUAAAUA